UAAAGGAGUCACAUCUCCAACCACAGGGGCAGAAAACACACACAUCUGCAGCCGGAAAACAGUUCUGAUUAUCGGAUACAAACCUCCCAGAGGAGCCCGGUCCCUGAGGAAUCCCCGGUUAUAUGUGCCAUGUUUUUCUGACGGAUCACUUGAUGCAGCUGCAGGAUGAACGGGUAUGAAACUCCGGCUCUCGCCUCGGGAAUCUUUGGAUCCUACAGCUCACACACAAAUGGCCAUGGCUCUGAGUCUCCGGAGCCUCUUCACCAUAAAGCCAAGUCCAGUGCCAAAGCUCUCUACGCAGGACCGGGGGAGAUGUACUUCCUGCGCUCGUCUGCCAAAAACAAAAAGCCUCUCAAACAAAGAAAGCACUUCACCAGAACCAGCAUCAACAGCCUGACGGACACGUCUCAGUAUCAGGUGGAGCACCUGUCCUCCUUCGUGGUGGACCGUAAGGACGGGCUGCUGUCGGUGGAGGAUGGGGUGCGGCGGCUGCGUCUGCUGGAGGCCAAAGGGAAGGUGUGGACCCAGGAGAUGCUGCUGCAGGUGGAGGAGCGCAGCGUCAGCCUGCUGGACCUGGAGACGCAGAAGGAGCUGGAGAACUUCCCGGUCUCCUCGCUGCUGCAGGUCCAGGCGGUGAUGAACUCCUGCAGCUUCGACUCCCUGCUGGCUCUGGUGGUCCGAGAGGUCGGGCAGAGCAAACCGGACCUGCACCUGUUCCAGUGCGACAACAUCAAGGCCAACCUGAUCCAGGCCGACAUCGAGAGCGCCGUGAUGGACGCUAAAGGAGGGAAGGGGAAGAGGAGACCCGAGGCACUACGGAUGAUCCUGAAGAGUGACGGGGUGAUCCCGCCUCCUCCGGCUAACCCCGCCCCUGAGCCCCCCGCCUCGACCAAUCAGGUGGAUGUAAAGAGCAGAGCAGCUGCCUGGUCGGCCUGGACCAAUGAGCAGCAAGACUAUGAGAAGCAGCGGCACAUCUACGAGGAGGACGAGGUGGGGGAGAUGACUGCAGCCAGAGUGGACCGAGACGUGCAAAUCCUGAACCACAUCCUGGACGACGUGGAGUUCUUCGUGAUGAAGCUGCAGAAAUCUACGGAGGCGUUCAACGAGCUCUCCAAGAGGAAGAAGAACAAGAAGGGCAAGAAGAGGGGACCGGGGGAGGGCGUGCUGACCCUGAGGUCGAAGCCCCCGUCAGAGGAGGAGUUCAUCGACUGUCUGCAGAAAUUCAAACAGGCCUUCAACCAGCUGGGGAAGCUGAGGGAUCACAUCCAGAACCCGAGUGCUGAGGACCUGCUGCACUUCCUGUUCUCCCCCCUCAGGAUGGUGGUGCAGUCCUCGGGGGGCGGCGACCUCCCCCGCUCCGUGCUGGUCCCUCUCCUCUCCAGAGACGCUGUGGACUUCCUCCAUUCAGCAGGGAGUCCAGAGGAGAGACACCUGUGGGUCACUCUGGGGGAGGGCUGGACCAAGAGCAGGUUGGAGUGGCCGAAGGACCAUUACUUCCCGCCCUUCGUUCUGACGUUCAGGGACGGCUGGGAGCCGCCUCUGCUGCCGACAGCCAAUCAGCAGCGAGAACAGGAAACGCUGAGUCAGCAUCAGAGAGCGCAGGAAACGCUGAGUCAGCAUCAGAGAGCGCAGGAAACGCUGAGUCAUCUCUCAGAGAUCCAGAGACAGGAGGAGCUGAGCAGCAGACUGGAGCAGUCGGCGGUGCAGCGGUUCCCACCUGACGACGGGUACGCCUCCUCCUACAAACGUUUGCAGAUCCUGGAUCAGGACUCGGCUGUGGCGGCCAUUAGAGACGCCGUGAGCCACCGAGUCGACCGGAGCUUUGACGCCGACAGCAGCCUCACGCCGAAGCCGUUCGCCAAAUCUAAAUACGACUUUGUGGCGAGGAACAACACGGAGCUGUCGGUCCUCAAAGACGAGGUCGUGGAGGUGCUGGACGACAGGAAGCAGUGGUGGAAGGUGCGUAACGGUGUGGGGUUGUCGGGCUACGUACCGAACAACAUCCUGGAGAUCACCAGAGCCGUGGACAUCACCGGGAGAGGAGAGCCCAUCUACAGCCAUACUAUCCAGCUAAUGAUGCCAAAGAAGGAGUUUGAGUUGUUCAAGCAAUUACUGGGAGAGUUGAACGAGAAGCAGACCGCCAGGACCGACUUCCUGCCCAGUAAACCCGUAGUGACUUCGAUGCCUCCGCCCCCCACGCCUCCUCCUCCGACGGCGCCCCCCCCAGCACCGGCCCCCGCCAGACUCCCCACCCCCCCGCUGCCCCCCCCGGCACCCCAGCCAGCCGUCAUCCGCCGAGACAGCGCAGCGUCCAAUGAGAACCAGAGACACCCCCCCGCCAGCCGCAGAAAGUCCAACAUGGAGGAGGUGCAGGACGAGUUGAUGCACAGGCUGACUCUGGGUCGCAGCGCUCAGAAGAAGCUGCAGGUUUCCUCCUCUUCCUCCUCUUCAUCACGAGGAGCAGCAGCCACCUCCUGCAGCAUCAGCUACGACUCCACGCCGGAGAACGUCCGGGAGUGGCUGCAGAACAAAGGCUUCAGUCCUGUCACCAUCACCAGUCUGGGCGUCCUGACGGGGGCUCAGCUGUUCUCACUGAACAAGGAGGAGCUGAAGACGGUCUGUCCCGACGACGGAGCCCGAGUCUUCAGUCAGGUGACCGUGCAGAAAGCAGCGCUGGAGGUUUUCUUCUGACCCCCCCCCCCGAUCUUCUGAAUCUGUCAGACAUUUCUCAGAGGCGUUCAGGCUCUGAGCUUCAGGAGAUCAUGCGGCGGCGCCAGGAGAAGCUGGCGGCGCUCACCUGUGACUCAGGCGUCGAGUCGUUUGACGAAGGAAGCAACCACUGAUCGCUUCCUGCUUCCUUCCUUCUUCACUUAUCUCCUUCCUCCUUGUUUUCCCGCUCUCUUCCUCCUCAGGCGGCGGCCGACUACGACCAGUUCCUGGAGAUCAUGCGGCGCCGACAGGAACUCCUCAGCUCGUCUCCGUAGGGUUUAAACCCGGAAAGAUUGUUUGCUGAACUGUGGGACUCUGAGUUUCUGCUGUUUGGAGAAUAGGACAAGCUGCUGAUUCUCCAAAGUGACGCAGUAUUAACGCCUCACGAUGAACCCCACACAUUUAAUAUGAUCAGUUCCCAUUUGGUUUACGUCCUCCAAGACAAGAAACAAAUACUCUAAACUAAUGAUUUGAUUUGUUUUCAGUCGAGUUUAACCCUAAAAAGCAUCAGCAUCAAACCUAUUGGGGGUACAUCUUUUGUUUAAGAGGGUCAUUGAUCAAACUUCGAUAUCAUUUGGGACACCUUUGGAGUCUUCGAGGAUUUAGAAACACCUUUAAAGCCGGACUGAUCUUCCAGAAGUCUGAUUCAAUCUAAUAUCAAUACAAUGAUAAAAAGCACAACUGCAGCUUGUAGUUCAUUAAACUGCCUUAGUGAUUAAAGAUCAUCUAGAAAAGUCAUUAAUAAUUAUAAGACAGAGUAUCGUAAUAUAUCAAAUGUUAUUCCUUAAAUCAAAUGUUAACUUAAUAUAAGUAUAAAGAACUGAUCCACAGAAUGCACAAAACCUUCAUGAUGGUUUGUGGAUUCAGCGUUAGUGAUUCCUGCAGGGGAUUUAGCAUGUUUGCACAAUAAAUAUUAAAGCUGUUUCUGAAGCUGAAAGGAAGAAAAAUCAAGAGUUGUAUCUGAACGUGGAAAUGUGCGUUAAAGCUGAAAUGAACGUAGUCUGCUUUAAAGUGUUAGCUCCACCCGAACAUACUGCUGCUGUUUCUGAGGUUACCUACAUUCUCAAAUAGGUGCUCCAUAAAAAAAGUGACUCUAUAUUUCUGGAUUGCUUUUGUAUUUUUAUUUGAGUUUUUUGUAUUCCUAAUUAACAGCUUUAACCCAGUUAGUGACGUCACUGUUUUCAGGUCUAUGACCUCACUCACUCAUUAUUUCCAGUGUGUUCCAACGCAGACAGGUUUCAUCAAAGGAAUGUUCUAACAUUUAGAGAUAAAAGUGAUGGAACAAAUCUGACCUUUUCCUGAAAACUACAAAAAAAGGAAAAGUUUCCAGAGAAAAGUCCGACUAUUUUUACCAAAAAUUCUGACUUUCAGAAUUUUGUGGUAAAAGAUUUAACAAAUAAUUCGGACUUUUUCUGAAACGAGUCGGAAAAAAAGCCUGGAUUAAAAACCACAAAUAAUUCGGACUUUUUUUCUCCACAUUUUCAUAAAUACUUCAGAACUCUAAACCGAGCUGCAGAGGGCUGAGUACGGGUCUGAAGUCUCUUAGUUUAACGCUUGGUCCUUUUUCUUAAUGGAGAAUUAUUUGAGAAUUUACGAUAAACUGAAAGUCGCCGUAAAGUUUGUUAAAUUUAACCGACGACUGUUUUCAUCUGGUUACCCUCUAGCUGCGACAUUACAGAACACGCUCGAUAUACAGACACUGUCACGUGGACUGAUGGUCCCGAUUUAAUUUACACUUUAAGGUUUCAGGUGUUCGGAUGUGAAGGUCGCAGCCGGGUAUAAUAAUGAGAUUCAUCUGUGAGUGAAGGCGGCCUGACGUCUGUAUUUACUGGAAUGUUCUAGAAGCCAAUCAGAAAUACUUCACUACAAAGUGUAUUUGUACGUGUUUAGUUUUCAUGGUGCCUUUUCCAUAUAAAUCUGCUCAUUCUGCAAUAAAGCAUUUAUAAAAAGCA
Molecule: messenger RNA, 4661 nt
Organism: Eleginops maclovinus (Patagonian blennie)
Lineage: Eukaryota; Metazoa; Chordata; Actinopteri; Perciformes; Eleginopidae
Gene: eps8a
Product: EGFR pathway substrate 8a, signaling adaptor
Exons: 25
Coding region: 166-2691 (841 amino acids)
Biological process (GO): Rho protein signal transduction; positive regulation of ruffle assembly; regulation of Rho protein signal transduction
Cellular component (GO): ruffle membrane; vesicle; plasma membrane
Molecular function (GO): actin binding
Source: RefSeq, a predicted model, not a curated record